UAUUUUGCUCUAAUCAUGGCUGAGAUUGUUCUUUCUGCAUUCCUCACAGUGCUCUUUGAGAAACUAACUUCUGUUGCUUUUGUAAAACUUGCCAGUGAUAAGGGAAUCAAUUCUGACAUAAAGAAAUGGCAGCGAUCGUUAUUUCAGAUCAGAGAUGUGCUCACUGAUGCUUCUCAGAAGGAGAUCACCGAUGUUUCCGUUAAACGAUGGCUGAACGGUCUCCAACAUCUGGCCUAUGACAUAGAUGACAUACUUGACGAUUUGGCAACCGAGGCUAUGCAUCACGACUUGUCUGGACACAUCACCAGCAAGGUAAGAAAGCUCAUCCCAACUUGUUGCACAAGUUUCUCAAUAGGUAAUAGGAUGCAAGAUAACCUAAACAAUAUUACUUCUAAAUUACAAGACCUGUUAGAUGAAAAAACUACUCUUGGGUUAAUUGUGAAAGAUGGAAGGUCAAAAAGUAUAACUAGAAGAUUACAUACGUCUCUAGUUCACACAUCCAGCAUUGUUGGACGUGAAGCGGACAAGAAGGCAUUGCUUGACAAGCUAUUGCGGGAUGAAACAUGUAAUGAAAACUUUAGCAUUGUGCCCAUAGUUGGUAUGGGUGGGAUAGGUAAAACAACUCUAGCUAGACUUUUGUAUGACGAAAAGCAAGUGAAGGAUCACUUCCAACUCAAGGCAUGGGUUUGUGUUUCAGAUGUGUUUGAUAGCUUUGAUAUAAGCAAAGUUAUCUUUCAAUCUGUGACAGGGGAAAACAAGGAAUUUGCAGAUCUAAAUCUGCUUCAAGCAGCUCUUAGAGAUCAACUUAUGGGGAAACAAUUUUUACUUGUUUUAGAUGACGUAUGGAGCGAGAGCUUUGAGGAUUGGGAAUCCUUAGUUGGCCCAUUUCUAUCAACAGCUCCUGGAAGUAAGAUUAUCAUGACAACUCGAAAGCAUCAAAUGCUAAAGAAACUUGGUUACAAUAAUCCACACUAUAUGCAAAGUCUUUCACAUGAUGAUUCCAUGAUUCUAUUUGCCCAACAUGCAUUAGGUGAAAAUAACUUUGAUUCACAUCCAAUGCUUAAGCCACAUGGUGAAGGUAUUGUGAAAAAAUGUGAUGGCUUACCUUUAGCUUUACGAGCACUAGGAAGGUCAUUGAGGACAAAAACAAAUGACCAAGAGUGGAAGGAACUAUUGUAUAGUGAGAUAUGGAUGUUACAAGAGGAAGAUGGAAUCGUUCCGGCUCUUAGACUAAGCUACCAUGAUCUACCUGCACACUUGAAGCAGUUAUUUGCAUACUUGGCCUUGUUUCCCAAAGGCUACGUGUUUGACAGGGAGGACUUGAUUUUAUUGUGGAUGGCUGAGGGGUUUUUGCAUCAAACAAUACAAUGGAAGCUCUCCGAACGAUUAGGUCAUGAAUACUUUGAAGAGUUGUUAGCAAGGUCCUUCUUUCAACGUGUGCCAAAUGAAGAAUCACUAUUUGUGAUGCAUGACCUUAUGAAUGAUUUGGCCACAUUUGUUGCAGAUGAUUUUUUUGCAAGUUUGGAGAAGAGGGUGAAGAAUGAAGCUUUAGAAAAGUACCGCCAUAUGUCAUUUAUUCGUGAAGAAUAUGUAGUUUAUGAGAAGUUGAAGGCAUUCCAAAGAGCUAAAGGUCUAAGAACAUUCUUAGCGGUGUAUGCAGGGGUGGAAGAAAGUUGGCAACGUUUCUAUUUAUCUGGUAAGAUUUUGGCUGACUUACUUCCUGAGUUACCAUUGUUAAGGGUCCUUAGUUUAAGUUGUUUUGAGAUAUGCGAGGUACCAGAUUUCAUUGGUAGUUUGAAGCAUUUGCGGUAUCUUAAUUUAUCUCGAACUCAAAUCACACAUUUACCAGAAAAUGUUUGUAAUUUAUAUAAUUUACAAACAUUGAUCCUUUUUGGCUGCCGUAGAUUGAAAAGGUUGCCCAAAAGCUUCUUAAGGCUAAAACAUUUGAGACAUUUUGACAUUAGGGAUACUCCCCUUCUGCAAAAGAUGCCUAUGGGCAUUGGCGAGUUGAAAAGCCUGCAAACUCUAUCCAAGAUCAUUCUUGGAGAACAUAAUGGCUUUGCAAUCACAGAGCUCAAAGACUUCGAAAACAUCCAUGGAAAGUUAUCCAUUAAGGGGCUUGAGAAAGUGCAAAAUGCAAUGCAAGCACAUGAGGCUAGCGUACCACAAAAGAGGCUUAGUGAAUUAGAGGUGGAAUGGAGUGAUGUUUUCGACAGUUCUCGAAAUGGAAGACUUGAGAAGGAGGUUCUUAAUGUGUUGAAUCCUCGUAAGGAUAAUUUGAAAAAGCUCAAAAUCGUGGCUUAUGGGGGUAAAGAGUUCCCAACCUGGGUUGCAGAUCCUUCGUUUUUUUGCUUGAGUAAUGUGUCAUUGCGUAGGUGUAGAAAAUGUACAACUCUACCACCAUUUGGGCAUUUGCCGUUACUUAAGGAGUUGUUUAUUGAGGGCCUCGAUGGGGUGAAAGUUGUGGGUUUGGAGUUACUUGGGACUAGUAUUGCGUUCCCUUCACUUGAACACCUACGUUUUAAGGAUAUGCCCGGGUGGGAAGCAUGGUCAAUCAGUAGUGGGGAUGUAGAUGCAUUGUUUCCAUGCCUUCAAAUGCUUCACAUUGAAAAUUGCCCUAAUUUGGUAGACGUCUCACUUGACACACUGCCAUCACUUAGGGGUCUAUAUAUAGCCUCAUGUGGUCAUGGUGUCCUAAGUUUAACUCAGGCAGCUGUUUCAGUCACCCAGUUAGAUAUGUGGUCAAUUUCAGGGCUUAAUGAUCGGCUGUGGCGACAUAUUAUGGAGAACUUAACAUCUCUUAGGAUGUUGGAUAUACGGGAUUGUAACAAUCUCGAGAGCUGCAUUUGUCCAAAUAGCAUUGAGAUGUUGAGGAUAGUACAUUGUACUUCGCUUACAUCUGUAUCCUUCCUAACAGGGGGAGGGCAAAACCUCAAGUCUUUUGUGGUUAACGGUUGUCAGGCAAUGGACUUGGGAGGAGAGAAUAGUACGGGUGUUAUGAGGAUGCUUGAAGGCAUAUAUAUACGUGAUUGGUCAAAUAUGAAAGUGAUCACUGAAUUGAGUUACUUCACUCAUAUCACUCGAUUAGUAGUAAGAGAUUGUCCACGUUUAGAAUCAUUUCCAGACCAGGAGUUGCCAAAUCUCACCUCGUUAAAAUAUCUGGCAAUACUAGACUGUCCAAGUAUGGAUGAUUUGUUUCCUCGUGGCCUCUGGCCUCCCAAAUUGAACUAUCUUAGAAUUGGGAGGUUGAAGAAGCCCAUCUCAGAGUGGGGCCCUCAGAACUUUCCGACCUCACUUGCUCGGCUAGAGUUAUGGGGUGGACCAUUAGAAGAUGUGAGUAAUUGUGCUCAAUUAUCCCAUCUUCUUCCUCCAUCUCUUGCUUAUCUUUUCAUAAACGAAUUUGAGAAAUUGGAAUCACUUUCAGUGGGACUCCAACACCUCACGUCUCUCCAAAAUCUCUUCAUUUACAAGUGCCCAGAAAUGAGACAUUUACCUGAAAUGUUGUUGCCAUCACUUUUAAGUUUGACAAUCUAUGCAUGCCCAAAUUUGAAAGAAAGGAGUAGCAGAAAAGGCUCUUACUACUGGCCCCUGAUCUCCCAUAUUCCGUGCAUAGACAUAGACUAAAGAAUCCUGAAGUCAUAUGCAGGUACUUUGGCUGAUCGCUGCGGGUUUCCCAAACCAGGCCCCUCCCUACUUGAUGCGGCGGCUAUUCAAACUGGAAUAUGGAUGAUCUGGAUCAACAGAAACCGGAUUUGUUUCUAAGAUGGGCAUCGAUCUCGUGGUGUAUUUUUGAUUAUGUUAACCUUCCAGUCUUUCAAUUGGGUAUCUAUACUAGAACUAAACAUUGUAAUAUCAUUUGGGCAGACUAAUAUGCUAAUCCUGUAUCCGGCUGCCAAAACCCAGAGUAAUUUCUUAGUAGGGAAAAAUCACUCAUUUAUAUCUUACCUUUCGUUUUUUUAGAUCA
Messenger RNA from Erigeron canadensis, 3964 nucleotides. Its product is annotated as putative disease resistance protein At3g14460. Gene Ontology annotation, molecular function: ADP binding. The transcript has 2 exons. Gene Ontology annotation, biological process: defense response to other organism. Bases 16 to 3624 code for a protein of 1202 amino acids. Lineage: Eukaryota; Viridiplantae; Streptophyta; Magnoliopsida; Asterales; Asteraceae. The record is from RefSeq and is a predicted model, not a curated record.